This is a messenger RNA of Phyllostomus discolor (pale spear-nosed bat), 2777 nucleotides long. RefSeq names its product actin filament associated protein 1 (gene AFAP1). The record is from RefSeq and is a predicted model, not a curated record. The transcript has 18 exons. NCBI's taxonomy places the organism in Eukaryota, Metazoa, Chordata, Mammalia, Chiroptera, Phyllostomidae. Gene Ontology annotation, cellular component: cytosol. Gene Ontology annotation, molecular function: SH2 domain binding; SH3 domain binding. The coding region runs from base 206 to 2656 and encodes 816 amino acids.
CGCGGUGCUCGAGUCGGCCGUCGCCUCGCGCCGGCUGCUUCUCAGCUGAACCGGAGCCCGAGGCUUAGACGGCGACAGGCUGAAGCGACGGUGGAGGCGACCCCGCCCCGGGGCUCCUUUGUUGCGGCGGCAGCGGCUCUGCAGGGUGCUCGGUUCCCCGGCGCUGGCGGCAGGAGCGGGCGCUGCCGAGGCGGCGGCCUGAGCAAUGGAAGAGUUAAUAGUUGAACUCCGUCUCUUUCUGGAGCUCCUGGACCAUGAGUACCUGACGUCCACCGUCAGAGAGAAGAAGGCCGUCAUCGCCGACAUCCUGCUGCGGGUCCAGGCGGCCAAAGGUGUGGACGUGCGAGACCAUGCCCCGAAGCUGGAGACGCCCAGCAGCCUGCCGGCCCCUCCCCAGAUGCCCCUGCCGGAGAUCCCGCAGCCGUGGCUGCCGCCUGACAGCGGGCCACCCCCGCUGCCCACGUCCUCGCUCCCGGAGGGCUACUACGAGGAGGCCGUGCCCCUGAGUCCUGGGAAGGCUCCGGAGUACAUCACCUCAAAUUAUGACUCGGACGCCAUGAGCAGCUCUUACGAGUCGUACGACGAAGAGGAGGAGGAUGGGAAGGGGAAGAAGAUGCGACACCAGUGGCCCUCGGAGGAGGCCUCCAUGGACCUGGUGAAGGACGCCAAGAUCUGUGCCUUCCUGCUGCGCAAGAAGCGCUUCGGGCAGUGGACCAAGCUGCUCUGCGUCAUCAAGGACACCAAACUGCUGUGCUACAAGAGUUCCAAGGACCAGCAGCCGCAGAUGGAGCUGCCUCUCCCGGGCUGCAGCAUCACGUACAUCCCGAAAGACGGCAAGAAGAAGAAGCACGAGCUGAAGAUCACGCAGCAGGGCACGGACCCCCUGGUCCUGGCGGUGCAGAGCAAGGAGCAGGCCGAGCAGUGGCUGCGGGUGGUCAAAGAAGUCUACAGCGGCUGCAGCGGGCCCGUGGACUCCGAAUGCCCCCCGCCCUCGAGCUCGCCCGUGCACAAGGCGGAACUGGAGAAGAAACUGUCCUCAGAGAGACCGAGCUCGGACGGGGAGGGCGUCACCGAAAACGGAGUCGCCGUGUGUGACGGGAAGGAACCAGUUAAGAGGAAAAAAAGCUCCAAAUCAGAGGGCAAGGGGACCGUGUCUAAAGUCACCGGGAAGAAGAUCACCAAGAUCAUCAGCCUGGGGAAGAAGAAGCCGUCCACCGACGAGCAGACCUCGUCCGCCGAGGAGGACGUGCCCACCUGCGGCCACCUGAGCGUGCUCUCCAACAACCGCUGGCGGGAGCGCUGGUGCCGGGUCAAGGACAACAAGCUGGUGCUGCACAAGGACCGGACCGACCUGAAGAGCCACAUCGCCUCCAUCCCUCUGCGCGGCUGUGAGGUGAUCCCGGGCUUGGACUCCAGGCACCCCCUGACCUUCCGGCUGCUUCGCAACGGGCAGGAGGUGGCCGUGCUGGAGGCGUCUUCCUCUGAAGACAUGGGCCGGUGGAUCGGGGUCCUGCUGGCGGAGACGGGGUCCUCGGCAGACCCCGCGGCUCUGCACUACGACUACAUAGACGUGGAGACAUCCGCGAGCGUCACCCAGGCGGCCAAGCAGACCUUCUGCUUCAUGAACCGGCGCGUCAUCUCCACCAACCCGUACCUCGGGGGCACCGCCAACGGCUACGCCCACCCCAGCGGCACGGCGCUGCACUACGAUGACGUCCCCUGCGUCAACGGCUCGUGGGACCCUGCCGCCGCCCCCGGCAGCGCAGGCCGGGGCGAAGAGGUGCUGUACGAUAACGCGGGCCUGUACGAUAACUUGCCGUCUCCGAAAAUCUUUGCGCGCUACCCGCCCGCCGACAGAAAGGCUUCUUCCAGGCCGCCUGCCGGCCCCCUGCCCUGUAACCACUGUGCGCGCCCCGCGCCCUGCGGGCCGCCUUCCGCUCACUCUGUCACUAACACCUCUUCUGUGGGGCGGGCGUCUCUCGGGCUCGGCUGCCAGGUGAAGGGGAAGAAGCCCCCAGUGGCGUCCAACGGGGUUGCGGGAAGAGGCAAGGCUGUGGGCAGCCCGCAAAAGCGGGCUGCCUCAGCCGCCGGCGUGACGCGCACACCCUCAAAUGCUGACCAGUACAAAUACGGCAAGAACCGGGUCGAGGCGGACGCCCGGCGGCUGCAGACCAAGGAGGAGGAGCUGCUGAGGCGGAAGGAAGCCCUGAGGACCAGGCUGGCCCAGCUCCGGAAGGAGAGGAAGGACCUGCGGGCCGCCAUUGACGUGAACACCGGCAGGAAGACGCAGCCGGUCCUGGAGGAGAAGCUGAAGGCGCUGGAGGAGGAGUGCCGGCGGAGGGAGGCAGAGCGCGUCAGCCUGGAGCUGGAGCUGACCGAGGUCAAGGAGAGCCUCCGGAAGGCCCUGGCCGGCGGGAUCACGCUGGGGCUGGCCAUCGAGCCCCGGUCGGGGACCUCGAGUCCGCAGUCCCCUGGGAGCAGGCACCGGCCGCUGGAGAGCUCACCCCUGUCCAGCUGCGAGACCAGUGACGCCGAGGGCCCGGUGCCCGUGAACAGCGCGGCCGUCCUGAAGCAGAGCCAGCCGGCUGGCAGUGCCCCCUGCCGCGGCCACGUGCUUCGGAAGGCCAAGGAGUGGGAGCUGAAGAACGGGACGUAGAGGGAGCCCGAGAGAUGCUGCCGCGGACGCCCGGACCCUCACGAGUAUUUUUCUACUGUAUGACGGUGCCCUUAAAGGAGUUUUCCUGCAGCCCUUGGUUCCCACUUGAUUUGUUGCAGAC